This is a messenger RNA of Penicillium manginii, 651 nucleotides long. Its product is annotated as sugar O-acetyltransferase. Gene Ontology annotation, molecular function: acetyltransferase activity. NCBI's taxonomy places the organism in Eukaryota, Fungi, Ascomycota, Eurotiomycetes, Eurotiales, Aspergillaceae. The record is from RefSeq and is a predicted model, not a curated record. The transcript has 3 exons. The annotation marks the transcript as partial.
ACAGACAUGGCGCAAUCCAAAGAGUGGCAGAAAAUGCUCCGAGGCGAACUCUACUGGGCAUGGGACGAAGAUCUACAAGCAAACCGCACCCGGUGCAAAAAGGCCUGCGACGAGUUCAAUGCUGCUGGAUCCGCUUCCCGGCGUCGCAAGGUAGAAUUAUGGCGCAAUAUUCUCAUGGAUACUCGACCCAUGCCUCCAAUGCAUCCCGAUCCCAAGGAAGACGAGGCUCUAUUCGAAGAAACAGAUCCAUUUGUGGACGGUCCGAUCUCUGUGGACCAUGGAUUGAAUUUUAAGGUCGGCAAGGGUACUUUUCUUAACUUCAAUCUUCUCGUUCUUGAUACGUGCCUGAUCACUAUUGGCGAGAAUGUGCUUUUUGGACCUAAUGUUUGUAUCUACGGCGCGACUCACCCGAUGGAUCCUGCUGUUAGACGAGGACUGAAAGGGCCUGAGGGGGGUAAGGAGGUUCAUAUUGAGGAUGAUGUUUGGAUUGGUGGGAGUGCUAUUAUCUUGGGCGGUGUUCGUGUUGGGAGGGGGAGUACGGUUGGAGCUGGGUCUGUGGUUACUAAAGAUGUUCCUCCGUUUCAUUUUGUUGCGGGGAACCCAGCACGAGUGAUUCGUCGGAUUGAAAGUGAAAUGGAUACAGAGCAAUGA